Messenger RNA from Bursaphelenchus okinawaensis, 2632 nucleotides. The record is from the annotation of a GenBank genome assembly. NCBI's taxonomy places the organism in Eukaryota, Metazoa, Nematoda, Chromadorea, Rhabditida, Aphelenchoididae.
AUGAGCAGAAACACCAAAGUUUCGGGCCGAUCGGCUCAUCACAGUGAAACAGUCAUCGACAGAGUAAGUUACGGUACACCUAAAUAAUAUGUCUGAGUUUCUACUUACUUUUGUGGCUAAAUGUGCUUUAAAAACAAUUUAUUUGCAUUUUAGACGAUCUUUUGUUUUCAGGCACAAUUUUUGAUUGAUGUAAACAAAUUUUUUGUUUUCAGAUUGUUGAAGCGACUAAAUGUACAGUUGAACAGGCAGAGAUUGCUCUGUACGAUUCGAACAACGACGUGCAGGAAGCUGUCAAUAAGAUCCUUGAAAGCAGUAACUUGGACACAUGGGUUCAACAGAGGAGCAAGAAGGACAAGAAGAAGGCCGAGGAAGAGAAGAAACUACAGAUUCGUAAUGGACGUAAGUUUGACUUUUUAAAGGUUUUGCUUGUUACUACGCAAUGCUUAGCGAUUGAUUAUUUUUAGGUAAUAAAUUUUCGUAUUUCAGAAUUCAAACGAGGGCCGCGUCCCCAGAAUGGCAAUUCAGAUGCUCCAAAACCCACAAAAUUCAGCAGAGAAAUCGCCAAAGGCGUCGAGAACAAGCCCUUUGCGCAACGUAAGCCUAGGCUUCAAGGUGACAGAUCCUUCAAAAGCAAGAAAGAUGAUAACGACGACAGCUGGGUGAGUCAUACUAUUUUUUGUUGCUUUUUAGGGGUUUUGUCAUUUGGAUUGUUCUGGUUUAAAUUGUCUUUGUUUAGAAAGUUGGUCCCAGAGUAUUUGAAAGAACAGAUGCUGAACCAGCAUCUCAGCCGGUUCCGGAAGUUGUACAACAACCACCACCAUCACAGCCUGCUUGCGCAGCUGGUCCAAUGAGUUUUGCCGCCGUAGCAGCUCGCGGGAACAAAAAAGAAACACCAAAGGUUGUUGAACAGCAGAAGCCAAUUGAUGUUGAAGAGUAAGUGGCCGUUUUUACUUUUAGCGGUUGAUUUUUUUUUGUUUUUUACAAGAAACCUAUUAACUGCGUAUUUUAGGUACAGAACACCGUCUCCGGCGGCCGAGCCUGAACCCGUGCAAUCUCCAGCCAAAUCUAUCACAGCAGAAUCUCUCAAGUCUCCGGCGAAGCCGCAGAAGCCUUUCUCUCCAAAUCCACCAACUCCAGUGUCACAGGAUUCCGUUAAGGAAAGUCUGACCGACCAGUUGAAGAAUGAUCUUGGAUUGGGAUCGUCGCACGGUUCUAAAGACGCUGUUACUCCUAAGUACGAAUGCGCUUCUGAGGUUCCUCAAGCUGACGUUGUUUUCGAUUUUGCUGGAAAUGAUUUGGCCAGAGAAAAUUCUAAUGUCGAUAUUCAAAGACAGCCAGAGCCAGUGGCAAAGACACAAGAGGUAUAUUACUUUACUUUUAAUGGAAUUUAUAUAAUUUAAUAAUAUUUUUACGAAAAUUAUUUGACAAUUUUGUUUUCAGCCUGCUGUUCCUGCAUCCCUCGGGGAUUGCGCAGCACACAGAGUUGCCCAAAACAUUAUCAAUCAGUACAACCACUCUCCAGCACAAACUCGUCAACCACAGCAGUCGAACGCUUCCCGUGUUUCCAAUCUUUCUUUCUCGGAGACUAGCACUAUGAACUAUCCCCAGACUCAAGAUGUUCGUGCCAAUGGUGCUCAACCAUCUCCAGUCAAGCCACAGACUACUCAAUCUCAAUCCGGUUCCUCGCUUACUCAAAGCAACAUUCCAGCGUCGCAGACUAGCCAGUCGAAUCAGAGCCACCAACAGCAACAACAACAAUAUAUGCCUCCGGUGCCGCAGAUUCCUUAUCCAAACUUCGGUUACAUGGGAAUGUACAAUCCCGUAAGUUUUGUCGUUUUAAUGCGUAUUCUGUUUUUAGUAUCAAUAUACUCCACUUGGCCAGAUGGACUUCAAUCCUCUUGGUCUGAUGCCAGCUCUGACUGUUACAUCGGCCGGCCCUAUGCCAGCAGUUCAGAGCCACCACCAGCAGAACCAGCAACAGCCUGGUCACCAGAGGAGCGACUACUACUCCGAUGUCAAGUACCCGUUGAACACUAACUCUCAGAACAAUGGUAAUGGUUCUCAAGCUCAGAACACCUCGCUAAACCAAAGCCAGCAGAGACAGCCCAUGCUGGACAACAACUCGCAGAGUAUGAACGCUAACAGCCAGCUAGGCCCUCCACCUGGCUUUGCUCCCGCAGUGAACAAUCUUUCCGGAUCCCAGUUUGUUCCACAACAGAAUCCGCUCAACAACAUGUUUACGGUGCGUUUUUUAAAACUAAUAUAUAUUCUAUUAUAUAGUUAAAAUGGCAUAUUCGUUUACUUUUUAUCUGUAUACUUAUUGUUUGUUUUGUUUUAGCAGUUCCAAGUUCCAUUCCCCCAGAUGCAGUACUCGUACAUGAUCAACCAUCAGAAGAUGCCGCCUCCACCGGUCUUCCAACAGCAAUCUGUUGACGACCAAGACAGCCGGCUCAAUCAGCAGCAGAAGGCUUACAACCAGCCGGAGAAGUACGGACAAUCGAAUGGGAACAAGGAUCGUCCCGUUGGACAGCCCACUCAGAGUCAGUUGAGCAGCUACGUUCCUGGCAGCUACAACGGGGCCAACCAGCUUCUGGGCAACAAGAAGUCCAACUAUCACGCAUGGAACUCAUAA